GCAUUCUUCUUCUUGGUUGUCUAAUACAUUAUUAUUACCUGGCCAUGGCAGGAGGCUUUUUAAAUUCAUUGAGGUACAGUGUCUCCCGUCAUGGACGCUACUCCCUGACACCUUGUAUGAAAAGAGGUCUUAUUGGAAUUGGGAUUCUUAAACAGCCCUGCUUCCGACUUGCCUCAAGGACCUUCUAUAAAUACCAUGCAGCUCCCAUAUUUUUUAGAGCACCGGCUUUUGGUGACAGAAUAGCUAUGGUUGACCAGAAUGGACAUCAUUCAUACAAGGAUCUCUACCUUAGAAGCUUUGCCCUGUCCAAAGAAAUCACCCGGCUCCUGGGGCGUCCGAGCAAUGAUAAACCUCCAGAAAGGGUCUCCUUCAUCUGCCCUAAUGACUCCUCAUAUGUGGUCUGUCAGUGGGCUACGUGGAUGAGUGGUGCCAUUGCUGUACCUCUUUGCAGGACUCAUCCUCCUCCAGAGAUAGAAUAUGUGCUUCAAGAUUCCAGGAGUGCACUGGUUGUAGCAGAAGAAAAAUAUACAAGUUUAAUGGAUCCCUUGGCAGCAAAGUUUGGGAUUCCAAUGCUAGCCCUUGGUGGAUCUCACUCUUCCCAUCCUGUGGAGAGGCUUUCAGAAGUAGAACAACACCACCCUGAGUUGGACUGGAAAGAAAGAGGAGCCAUGAUUAUCUAUACCAGUGGGACCACGGGGAGACCCAAAGGUGUACUCAGUACUCACCAAAAUCUGCACGCAAUGGUGAAAGCUUUGAUAGAUGAAUGGAAAUGGACCAAGGAAGACUGCAUACUCCAUGUCUUACCUCUUCAUCAUGUUCACGGGGUGGUCAACAAACUGCUGUGCCCUCUUUGGGUAGGGGCCACAUGUGUCAUGCUGCCUGAGUUCUCUCCCCAGAAGGUAUGGGAGCACUUCCUCAGCCGAGAGGUGUCCUCGAUCAAUGUGUUUAUGGCUGUGCCCACCGUCUACUGCAAGCUGAUUGAUCACUACGAACGUCAAUUUACCCGGCCCAGCGUUCAAGACUUUGUGCGGGCGGCGUGCCAAGAUAAAAUCAGGUUAAUGGUGUCCGGCUCGUCUGCUCUUCCCGUGCCGGUUCUGGAGCGUUGGAGAGACAUCACCGGCCACACCUUAUUGGAGAGAUAUGGCAUGACUGAGAUUGGCAUGGCUUUGACCAACCCUCUAAAUGGAGUACGUGUUCCAGGCUCAGUGGGUAACCCCCUACCAGGAGUGGAAGUCCGCAUCGCAUCUCCAAACCCCCAGAGAGAAGGCAGCUCGUACACUACCCAUGCUUACGGAGAUGUAACGGGUACCAGAGUGUCCCCUGGUCUGGAGAAUCGAGAGGGGGAAUUGCAGGUCCGUGGCCCCGCCGUGUUCAGAGAGUACUGGGACAAGCCCCAAGAGACGCAGGAGGCUUUCACCCCAGACGGCUGGUUUAAAACAGGAGAUACGGCUGUAUACAAAGACGGCACCUACUGGAUCCUCGGCCGGACUUCUGUGGACAUCAUUAAGAGCGGAGGGUACAAGAUUAGCGCUUUGGAAGUGGAGCGCCAUCUGCUGGCUCACCCCAGCAUUACAGAUGUGGCAGUCAUUGGGGCCCCAGAUGUGACUUGGGGCCAGCGCGUGGCGGCUAUCGUGAAACUGAGGGACGGGCAUGCGCUGUCAUUGCAGGAACUGAAGGAAUGGGCCAGGGAGGUCAUGGCCCCGUACUGCAUUCCCGCUGAGCUCAUCCGAGUGGAAGAAAUUCCCCGAAACCAGAUGGGAAAAAUCAAUAAAAAGCAACUGCUUUUGCACUUCUAUCCCCAAUGAGAAGGGGGGAGUAAAUAUGCUAGAGGACCUCAUCUGAACACACAUGGGUCAGGGCCUUACGCAUGCGCCCAGAAUCCCAAAGAGGACUGUCCAUACACAAGCAUGCAUAAAGACGAUGCAGAGCUCUCGCAGGGUAAAUACAUAGAGUGCAUAGAGCGCUCUAUCGAUAUAGGGAACCCGAGCUAUAGUGCCGGGGGACGUUACGUAUGCAGAGGCUUCUGCCUAAAUAACCAUCCAUCCUGUAACGCAUUGCCAUUGAUGGAAACAAAGUAUAGGGUCCAGGUGAUGUACUCUUGGCUUGUGAACAAAAUCAAACUGGCUUCUAAAAUCGUCCACCUGAAUUUUACAUUAGUGUGUGCAUCCGAGUAUACAAACACAACCGAACGAUGCUGCACAAGCUGUUCACUUCCAUUUAAUACUAAAGGCACAAUCACAACAUGCAGGAGCCUGUCCGUGAUCACAUACGUAAUUCACCGUCUGAUCACCUGUGCUCACAAACAGCACACGGUACAUCACGUGGAGUAACUUCCUCCGUGAUCUGCUGCAGGUGGUCACAGCGUGGCCAACUUACACUGUCGGGCAGAGUGCAAAGUACACCAUCAGCAACGAGAACGUGAGCGAUUCUCUAUCCUCUGUGACAGACUGCUCCGCUAAGGGCACAUGGGGUAAAGCAGCCGCAGCUCUGGAGAUUGAACGUGUGUUAACUCUCAUACAUGUGCUGGCAUUAGAAAUGGACAAUAAAAGAAAGAAUAA
This is a messenger RNA of Spea bombifrons (plains spadefoot toad), 2558 nucleotides long. It is a transcript of the gene ACSF3, whose product is annotated as acyl-CoA synthetase family member 3. Bases 45 to 1805 code for a protein of 586 amino acids. Gene Ontology annotation, molecular function: medium-chain fatty acid-CoA ligase activity. Gene Ontology annotation, biological process: fatty acid metabolic process. The record is from RefSeq and is a predicted model, not a curated record. The transcript is spliced from 9 exons. NCBI's taxonomy places the organism in Eukaryota, Metazoa, Chordata, Amphibia, Anura, Pelobatidae.